AUGUUCGAGCGCUCUCUCGACAUCCUCAAGGCUUUUGUAUCAAUUUUCAAACUUUCGAGUGACAGCCAAACGUUAAAAUUUCCCCUACUGAACAGCUUACUGAACAAGACUAAAAUGAUCGAAGACGAAUACGUCUCCCAGCUCGCCGAACGCAUACGCCGACAGCGCAUCGCGUCCUCGUCGAAACCAGUGUUACCGCUUCUGUUACAUUCUUCUUCUUCUUCUUCUUCUUCAUCUCUUAAUAAUCAAAAUCAAAAUCGAAAGCUCGACGUCUUAAAAUGGCGCCGGGAAAAAGAAUUGAAUUCGAAACGAAACGAAGAGUUGCGGAUGAAGAGAGAGCAGGAGCAAACGAAGGCGGCGAAAGAAAAGGAGAGGAAAGACCGAAAAGCGAGGAAGGCACGAAUUUCAGAGCGCGAAGAAGAGAGGAAAAGGAGGAAUUCCGAGAGGGAGAGAAAUUCUUCGUUGGAAGCGAUGAAGAGUAAAAGUUCUCACAAAAUCUGUUCGCCUUUGGAAGCGCUGGCGAGAAGGCGACGCGAUAUGGAUUUUGCGAGGCACAGGUACGAGAUGAAAACGAAAGAAGCGAAGGAAAAAGAGGAGCGAGAGGCACGAAUCGCGCGAGCGGCGGAAAAGUUUCGGCCGAAAGUGUUCGGGAGUUCCGUGUUAAGAGCGGAGACUAUUUGUAGUCGAGAGCGGAUGAAGGCGAGAGCGGACGCGAAUGAAGCGGCGAGAGCCAAGGCGGAGAGUUGGUUUUUGCCGAUGAAUAGCGUGAUAAAAUGA
This is a messenger RNA of Bathycoccus prasinos, 777 nucleotides long. RefSeq lists its product with no specific name. The transcript has a single exon. The coding region runs from base 1 to 777 and encodes 258 amino acids. Lineage: Eukaryota; Viridiplantae; Chlorophyta; Mamiellophyceae; Mamiellales; Bathycoccaceae. The record is from RefSeq and is a predicted model, not a curated record.